Messenger RNA from Camelina sativa (false flax), 489 nucleotides. The record is from RefSeq and is a predicted model, not a curated record. Lineage: Eukaryota; Viridiplantae; Streptophyta; Magnoliopsida; Brassicales; Brassicaceae.
UUUGUCUUUGGAAUCCAGAUUCUAGCUUUCAAUUCCCUUAAUUCUCCAUUUAAAAAAAACCCUAAUUUCCCCCAUUACCCCCCCGAGCUCUGGCUGAUCUGGGUAGAUUAGCGAGUGAGCUGUGCGUUGAAGUAGUGUCCGCAAGUGUGUUUGGCAAUGUCGGAUGACAUGGUGAUGCAUUUCUCCUCGAAUUCUUCUAAUCAGUCGGAUCACUCUUUGCCCGACAAAAUCGCCAAGCUUGAGGCUCGCUUGACUGGUAAGACCCCUUCCUUGGCGAAGCCACCACAUCAGCAGCAGCAGGUCUCUGUCUGGUCAUCUGCUUCUGCCGCUGUCAAAGUCGUGACUUCCACACCUCCCGGAUUGUCCGAGACCUCUAUCAGUGAUUCAGACGACGACGAGAAUACUGGAGAUUUCUUAAUCCGAGCUAAUACCAAAAAGCGGCAGAAAGUUCAAGAGUCUAACAACUUCGCUGCUGUUGAUCAUGCUGAG